Messenger RNA from Maniola jurtina (meadow brown), 2472 nucleotides. It is a transcript of the gene Adss, whose product is annotated as adenylosuccinate synthetase. Gene Ontology annotation, biological process: 'de novo' AMP biosynthetic process; IMP metabolic process. NCBI's taxonomy places the organism in Eukaryota, Metazoa, Arthropoda, Insecta, Lepidoptera, Nymphalidae. The record is from RefSeq and is a predicted model, not a curated record. Bases 252 to 1610 code for a protein of 452 amino acids. Gene Ontology annotation, cellular component: cytoplasm. The transcript has 10 exons. Gene Ontology annotation, molecular function: adenylosuccinate synthase activity; GTP binding.
UAUAGUUAUAAAAAGUAAAUAAAGUAAUGAAUUAAAUUAUUUUGCAUUGCACGAGUGCCAUUUCUACUUUUAAAAUAAGGGGAAUAUAUAAAAAAUCUCGUAAACACAAGCUUGACAUGGUAUCACUGAUAAUGGUGCGCUUAUGAAAAAGAUUCUGAAAGAAAAACCUUUUUUUGCCGUUUGGAUUCUGCGCGCGCAUGUUUCGUUCACUCGCAUAAAUUUUCGAAGUUUGCGUUGCGCUUCGCAGAAUAAUGGCUUCGAUUACAAUUUCGAAGCCCGCUGAAGUAAACGGCGGCUGUCCGUGCCCGCAUUUAAAUAAUAAAUACGAAAUGGAAAAUAACAAAGUGACUGUUGUCCUGGGUGCUCAGUGGGGUGAUGAAGGCAAAGGAAAAGUGGUGGACCUCCUCGCUGUAAACUCCGACAUCGUGUGCCGCUGUCAGGGUGGCAACAACGCUGGACACACGGUUGUCGUGGACGGCAAAGAGUUCGACUUCCACCUGCUUCCCAGUGGCAUUAUCAACUCAAAAUGCACUUCUGUCAUCGGCAAUGGAGUGGUCAUCCACCUGCCUGGACUCUUCGAGGAGCUGAAAAAAAACGAGCUCAAGGGAAUGGAGGGGUGGCAACAACGGCUGAUCAUCUCCGACCGUGCGCAUCUUGUCUUCGACAUUCAUCAACAGGUUGAUGGUCUUCAAGAGGCAGAGAAAGGAAAGAACUCUUUGGGAACCACAAAGAAAGGCAUUGGACCGACCUAUUCGUCGAAAGCUACGAGAAAUGGCAUCAGAAUUGGCGAUCUACUGGGCGACUUCAAUAUAUUUGAGGAGAAAUUCAGAACCCUAGCAGCAAACUACAAACGCAUGUUCCCGGCCCUCGAAGUAGCGAUCGAUAGCGAACUGGUCAGGUAUCGUGAGUAUGCGGAGAAGAUACGGCCCUUAGUACGCGACACCGUGGCCUAUCUGCACUCGGAGAUCGAGCAUGGGAAGAAAGUGCUGGUCGAAGGAGCCAACGCCGCUAUGUUGGACAUUGAUUUUGGAACCUACCCCUAUGUAACGUCAUCGAACUGCAGUAUCGGUGGUGUGUGCACGGGGCUCGGUCUACCCCCUAAACUGAUAGGGGAGGUCCUCGGAGUCGUCAAGGCUUACACCACCAGAGUCGGCGAUGGACCCUUCCCUACAGAGUUACAUGACGAUACUGGAAAGAUGCUACAAGAACGGGGCCACGAGGUGGGGGUGACCACGAAGCGCGUGCGGCGCUGCGGCUGGCUUGAUUUGGUGGUCGUGCGUUACACUGCCAUGGUCAACGGCUAUACCUCGUUAUGUCUAACAAAACUAGACAUUUUGGAUACGUUGAAAGAAAUCAAAGUAGGCGUCGCGUACAAAUCUAACGGGAAGAAAAUUAACUACUUCCCGUCCUCGAUGCCUGAACUAAGCAAUGUUGAGGUGGAGUACGUGACGCUGCCAGGCUGGGCUUGCAGCACGGAGGACGUGCGCGACAUGGCUAACUUACCCGCCGCCGCACGCGACUACGUCAAACUCAUUGAGGACUUCUUGCAAGUGCCAGUAAAAUAUAUAGGCGUUGGUCAAGGGCGAGAAUCGAUCAUCAACGCGCAUUAACGCGCGGCGACGCGGGACGUCGUUAGUGAAAUGUAUGUUAUACUCUAGUUAUACACUAAACUAAAUGUAUGUAGAGGACGGCUGACGGUGUUGGACUAUUUCUAACCUAUAACGCCAAAAAGGAACGAAUCGAAUCGAAGCGGCGCUAAUCAUUCCGUCUCACUCGCACACUACACACAUGCGUACUGUGUAAGCGAGAGAGAUUGACGUCUCUCUUUUCGAUUCGUUUCUUUGUAGGCACGCGUUAUUCAUAGCUUGCGUUAGUUCUUGAGGCAUGAGUGAAAGUACAGUUCGUUUCACGUAGAAAAACCGCUGGCGGCGCCACCUUACUGACUGUUGAUAAAAGUCAAGCGUCAAAGUAAAAUGGACCUUAGCUACCUUAUAUUAAAGUUCAAGUUUGUCCAUACUACAGCCAACGCUUCAUGCCGAAACCGUAGUAGUAAUAUGUAGUAAUAUUAUUUAGGUCCAUUUUACUUUGACUUUAUGGUGUUUUGAUGUUUUAUCAACGUUACUAACCUAACCUUACUAUUUUCUCAUACUGCGCGGGGAACGAAAGGUACCAAUCUCGCACUAACAUAGGAUAUGAAGUGAAGUGCGAUGGCUGAGUUUUCUAUUUUCCGCGCUAUUGGUUCGUCAAUCAAGCUAUUGAUGCUUCAAGUUCUAGUUGGUAUACUUUAGAAAUAGUCUAAAAUCCCGAUAUUGUACACAUUCGUCAAUUUCCCGAUUCAAGGGAUAUGCAAAUAGUUAAGGGUCUUUGGUAAAGGUGGUCGCACAUCUAUCAACACGGACUUGCAAAAACUUGAAGUAAUGCAGUGUUUGCUGAUGGAUGUGCGAUCAUUUUAAAGGCGGAAACAUACUCUUA